This is a messenger RNA of Struthio camelus australis, 2003 nucleotides long. The record is from RefSeq and is a predicted model, not a curated record. Lineage: Eukaryota; Metazoa; Chordata; Aves; Struthioniformes; Struthionidae.
AGGCCUUUCUGGAAGUCCGGUGGCUGUACUCGCACUGGAGGAGGCUCGCUGACCUUUCAAAACACUCUUGCAGAGGCAGAGCUCAGGGCCUCUCCAUCACAGAAGACAGAGGGUAGAAGGAGCCUUGCUGCAGAGGUGGGAGAGCAGAGUUCAAAUUCCGUGGCUUGAGGUAUCUUAAAGAUGGAGUCUCACAAAGAAGCUCAGCCUAAAGGAGAGUUCAAAUGUCAGUUAUGUGGCUUAACAGCUCCAUAUACCUACUAUGGGCAGAAGCCACCAAACACACGCUCUAUUGUGCUUUUGGAAGAAAGCUAUGUCAUGAAGGAUCCUUUCACCCCUGAAAAGGACAAAUUCCUCAUCCUUGGGUCUCAGUGCAGUUUGUGUAGCAGAUCAGUGUGUGUCGGUACGGAGUGUAGCCUGUUUUACUCCAAAAGGUUUUGUCUCCCCUGUGUGAAUGACAACCUGAAGGGUUUUCCUUUGGAAAUACAAGACGAUAUGGAUAAAAGGAAGACCCAAGCAAAAUCCUUCCCCUCUAAAAAAAUGGAUGCAAGGACUUAAAAUACUGAGGACCAAGACAGUGUUUUGGCUGGGGUUUCGCCUCUCCUUUUCCAGACUAUCAUGUUGCUCCUGUUAAAGAAGCGACCUUCAUCAGCUCGCUACUACAGAAAACAGUAACACAUUUCCUUACGUUUGGCUUGGCUUCAAGCAUCAUCAUGCAGCAGUUGCAGUGCCAGCAGUAUGGCCUUAAGGUGUUGAAAAGCCAGAAAGAAAGGCAGACAAGUCUGUUGUCACCACAUUAAACACAUGUAGUAAAAAAAUCAAACAGCUUAAAGCAUAGGAAAUGCAUCCAAAUUUCACAUUUGUUUAAUAAUGUUUUGCAUUGUUCUUGACGCUCCUACAGUGUUAGGAAAAGCAGAGACAGAUUUAUCUGGCUUCAUUCAGCACAUGUCCACAGAAGUCAGUAUACACCAUUGUUAACCAGAGAGUGUGGUCUAAAUAAGAUUACAGUAAGCAAGGAACUCAGUUUUAUUUUUUCAAUGUAAAAUAAGCCUGUCACAAGAAAAUGUCAUAGAUACCCUUAGAAAUGUCUAGAUUUUUGAAGGUCAUAAUCUCAGUACUAGCACCCUUUUAAGACUUCUGAAGGUAAGUGUUUUUAUAAUGAAAUGCCAGCUGAUACUUACAAGUGCGCAAUCACUUUCCACUCAGACUUCUAGUCCAUGCCAGGAUAGAAUGGGAGUGGUUAGGGACCUUUAUUACAUCUACUUUAGGCUUUGCAAGUGAAAAUGACUUCCUUUUCACUUUCACAUCAGAUAAUCUGGAAAUAGAAAAAUUCAGCUAAUAAGCUCAACUCUUUCCUGCAGUGUGCAAUUAAACUGCAACAAGAGUAGGGAUCCAAGAAACACAGUUUUGGUUGCAAAGGGGUUAAAAGAUGUUAAGGAAAAAGCGAUUGGUUAGCUCAAAUAUUAGCUUCAUGAUUAUGUAUGUUGACUUUAUCUUAGUUACAAGGAAGAGUUGUAGGGGAUCUGUGUAACAUGACUUAGUCACACACUUUUAAGGCUAUAUCUGCAAUGGUCUCUAAUCACCAGCUCGCAUCAUUUAGUCGAGCAUGUGUUGGUCAUUGGUUGAGACCGUGUUAAUGCCUUGGUUAAUAUCUCCUGUUUUCUCAGCUCUUCUCUCUAUAUGAGUUAUCAUAUGUUAACUUGUGAAGUUAAUGAUUUCAGCAGAGUGACUGUUUGUUAAAAGAAACCAACAUAACUUCAGUGAGUUAUUUAGGGCAAGAAUAAAUCUUUCAUUUUCUUUUUAUCAGACCCAGCAGAGUGGUGGUUUCAGUUGAUGACUGGGAGGUCUAGCAGUUACUAGAAGAGCAAUAAUGAACCUGUUAGUGCCCGUCUCAAUCUCUUAAAUGUUUGAGGACAGACAAUAUAUAUGUGGCCUAAUUGUCUUAAAAAAAAAAAAAAUCAAACUUAGGAUUUCAGAUUUCUUUCUGCAGUAACAAAGGUUUUCCC